Molecule: messenger RNA, 1303 nt
Organism: Gracilinanus agilis (Agile Gracile Mouse Opossum)
Lineage: Eukaryota; Metazoa; Chordata; Mammalia; Didelphimorphia; Didelphidae
Gene: SYF2
Product: SYF2 pre-mRNA splicing factor
Exons: 6
Coding region: 16-927 (303 amino acids)
Cellular component (GO): Prp19 complex; post-mRNA release spliceosomal complex; catalytic step 2 spliceosome
Source: RefSeq, a predicted model, not a curated record
GAUAAAUUCGGGGCCAUGGCGUCUGGAUUAGAGGCUGAGGUGGUGAGAAUACUGGAAGGGGAUCUCGGGGAGGUCAGGGGCCCUGGGUGGCGAGGUGGCCAUGAGCGCGGAGGUGUCUGCGCGGAGGGAGGCCGGGGCUGGCUGACCGUCCCUUCCCCGGCGCAGGCCUGCACGGAGACCCGGGAGGAGGAGGAGGAGGAGGAGGAGGAAGAAGAAGAGGAGGAGGAAGAGGAGGAAGAGGAGCGAUCCUUAACAGCUGCGGAGGUGCUGGCUGCCCAGAAGCGGGAGGAGAGAUUGAGGAAGUUCCGAGAGCUGCACCUGAAAAGGAAUGAAGCCCGAAAGUUAAAUCAUCAAGAGGUUGUGGAGGAAGAUAAAAGGCUUAAGCUGCCUGCAAACUGGGAAGCUAAGAAGGCUCGUUUGGAAUGGGAAUUGCAAGUUGAAGAAAAGAAAAAGGAGUGUGCUGCAAGGGGGGAAGACUAUGAACGAGUGAAGCUACUAGAGAUUAGUGCUGAGGAUGCAGAAAGAUGGGAAAGGAAGAAGAAGAGGAAGAACCCAGAUCUGGGCUUUUCAGACUAUGCAGCUGCUCAGUUACGCCAGUAUCAUCGGUUGACCAAGCAGAUCAAACCUGAUAUGGAAACAUAUGAAAAACUGAGAGAAAAACAUGGAGAAGAGUUCUACCCAACAUCCAAUAGUCUUCUUCAUGGAACACAUGUACCUUCUACAGAGGAAGUUGAUAGGAUGGUUAUAGACCUAGAAAAACAAAUUGAAAAACGAGAAAAAUACAGUCGGAGACGUCCUUAUAAUGAUGACUCUGAUAUUGAUUAUAUUAAUGAAAGAAAUGCCAAGUUCAACAAAAAGGCAGAGAGAUUCUAUGGAAAAUAUACAGCUGAAAUCAAACAGAAUUUGGAGAGAGGAACUGCUGUCUAAACUUCAGGGAACAUUAAACAUGGUAGUAAAUUGCCAUCAGUGAAUUUUAGAAAUAAAGGAUUUAUACUCUUGUAUUCAACACCCAAAUGCAUUUAUAAGUUUGUGUAUUUUCAUACUUCAAAAGUAAUGCUGGUUAUUUUAGGAAGAAACUAUUUUAGGAAAAAUUUUAACUUGUAUACAUUUGACCAGUCUUAGUAAGGAAACUUCCCCAUCUCUGAUACUUACCAGCUGGGCCACCAUGGACAAAAUCAUUUUAAGCCUGUAUUUCUAAUUGUAAAAUGGGGAUAAUGAACUAGUUCCUACCUCACAGGGCUGUUGUGAGGCUAAAAUGAGAAUGUAUUUAAGAUGUUUUGUUAACAUAAAGUGCUGUGGGUCA